GUGCAAGCAAGACAGAUGUUAAGUGCAGCUGGCUGAAGAAACCAAAGUCUAAGAUGAGGGCUGACACUGCAACUAUGGAGGACCUGUUUCCUCCAAGAAAACCAGGAUACAGCUUUGCAAUGGAUACUCUCACCAGAGCCAAAGAAAGAAGAUCCAUGCGUUGUUCCUGUUGAGGAUGUUAUUAUGAGUGCAGGAUAUAUCCAAGCGUUGUGUAAGAGGACAUUUCUGGCUAAGACCCUUCUCCUUUCACCAGAGAAAGUGAAGACCAUAGCAUCAGCUACCUCAGGCCAGCGAAGCAAUCCUAUGUGGUCUAUCGUACGUAGACACAGGAUUACUUCAUCAAACUUUGGAUUCAUUUUGAGAGCUAUCCAAAGAAACAGCUACCCACCUUCAUUUUGGAAACGCCUCAGUUCCCCUUACAACUUGGAGAAGAAGGACUCAAUUGCUUGGGGGAUCAACCAUGAAAGGAACGCUAUUGACCAAUAUCAUAAACUUGGGGCUAAGGUUGAAGAAACAGGCAUAUGGCUUCACGAAUCAGGAAUUCUCGGCGCUUCCCCAGAUGGAAUUGUGCUAACCCCAAUUCCACAGUCUGCAACACCACCACCAGACAUCAUCGAAGUUAAGUGUCCAUUUUCUGCCAGAGACAAGCCACCGUUGGAUGCCAUUGGUCAAAAGAAUUUUUGCUUAGUCAGAACUGAUGGGAGAAUUACUUUGCCAAAUGACCAUGAAUACUACCAUCAGAUCCAAGGCCAACUGUACAUCAUGGGGAAGACAUGCUGUGACCUCCUCAUUUGGACAUCCCGUGGACAUACACAGAAUAUACCGGGAUCCAGAAUGGGCUUCAAAUAUCUCAAAGCUGAUAGAUUUCUUUUAUGA
This is a messenger RNA of Haliotis rubra (blacklip abalone), 876 nucleotides long. RefSeq lists its product as uncharacterized. The record is from RefSeq and is a predicted model, not a curated record. Lineage: Eukaryota; Metazoa; Mollusca; Gastropoda; Lepetellida; Haliotidae.